This is a messenger RNA of Cercopithifilaria johnstoni, 2064 nucleotides long. The record is from the annotation of a GenBank genome assembly. Lineage: Eukaryota; Metazoa; Nematoda; Chromadorea; Rhabditida; Onchocercidae.
AUGUCACGAUCACGUGAUAAAACCGGUGGUAACACAGAACCGAUGCCGUUUGUACGAAAAUUUGGUGCGGCAGCGGUUGCUGCAGCUGCGGCUGGUGAACCGAUUGUUGAAUCAAUGGAGAAUGCGGAAGAAGGCAACAACGGGAAUGUUUCAGAAUCCUAUGCCCCAGCAGUUCCGGAAUAUUUAUCACCAAAACAGCGUUCCUCCCGUUCACGAUCUCGUUCUCGACAUAAGCGUAAGCGAUCGCACUCACGGAACCACAGUAAACGCCGUUCACGUUCCCGUGAUAGACGUCAUUCACGAAAGCGUAGCCGUAGUAGACGCAGCCGCAGUCGUAGCAGAAAAAGUCAAAGUCGCAGUCGUCGACGAAGUCGCAGUCGAAGUAGACGGAGUGGAAGUCACGGUAGACGAAGUCGGAGUAGAAGCAAACACAGAAGGCGUAGAGGUCGCACAGGAUCUCCAUCGAAAGGAUCUGAAGAACGGAGUGAAGGUCAAGAAAAUCAAAUUAGUGCUAACACCACUGGCUCUACAAAAUUAAAAACUGCACAAGGUGUACUCCCAAUUUUGGCACGUCCUGAAGUUGUUGACAAACUGAAAACUGAAGAUGACGGAGCAGGUGAUACAAGUGAAAUAGGCCAACAGGAAAAGAAGCCUCGUAAAUCGCGUUGGAGUACUAACAAAUCUUUUGUACCGGGCAUGCCAACGAUAUUACCGUCCAACCUCAGUGAUGAUCAGCGACAAGCUUAUUUGCUUCAAUUGGAAGUGGAAGAUGCAACGCGAAAAUUACGUCUUGGCGAUUUCAUGGGCAAUCCGGAUCCAGCCUUAAGAAGUCCUUCACCGGAACCAAUUUAUGAUGCCAGUGGUAAACGCCUGAAUACCCGUGAAAUACGAAAAAGACAAGAAUUGGAGCAAUUGCGCCACGAAAAAAUUCAAGCACUGUUGAAAUUAAAUCCAAAUUUCAAGCCACCAGCGGAUUACAGAGCACCAACUAUACGGUUGCAUGACAAAGUUUGGAUACCACAGGAAAAUCAUCCCGAAAUUAAUUUUGUGGGAUUAUUGAUUGGUCCACGCGGAAAUACUCUGAAAGCUCUUGAAGCAGAGACAGGCGCCAAAAUUAUAAUUCGUGGUAAGGGCUCGGUAAAGGAAGGAAAAUUGGGACGUCGUGAAGGGCCAAUGCCUGGUGAAAAUGAGCCCCUUCAUGCUUACGUGACAGGCACCGAUUAUACGGUUAUAAAAAAGGCUUGUGAAAAAAUAACAUCAAUUAUAAAUGAAGCACUGAUGAUACCUGAUGGUCAAAAUGAAUUGCGUAAGCUGCAGCUGAGAGAGCUUGCACUUUUGAAUGGUACGCUACGACCUGAGGAUUUGGCAAGCGGUGCUCGAUGUAGUAAUUGCGGUUCUGAUGAACACAAAACAUGGGAAUGUCCGGAUGCUCCAAAUGUUACUGCAAAUAUUAUUUGUACUGCGUGUGGUGGUGCGGGGCAUAUUGCGAAGGACUGCAAAAAUCCACGGCCUGGUAGCGGGGUGUUUAAUAUUGGAGAUGGUGGCAUGGAUGAUGAGUACACAGCAUUGAUGGCUGAGUUGGGAGAGAAACCGGCAUCGAAACCAUACGGUGCUCCAGGAAAAGCAGGCUUAGGAACCGGAAAUGCAGGGUCUGGUUACAAGCCAAAGAAUUAUUCACUACCGUCGGGUACACCAAUUGUUCGAAUCAAUUUAGCGAGACAGGAAGGUGUGGAGGGGUAUUCUUCAAAAGGUGGUGCACCAUCGUUGGGUAGCAGCGGUAUAUCCGGAUCAACCGAAGGUAUUCACUUUUUCAAUACACCGCGACCACGACCAUCAUAUAUGCCCAGUGCUGCUGCUUGGGGUUCACCAGCGGGUCGUGGUUGGGGUGGUGUACCACCACCGCCGACGAGCCGAUAUCCUAUGCCCGUUCCACCGCCACCACCACCGAUGUCGCUCGGACUUGGUUUCAUGCCACCACCGCCACCACCGCCAGCACCGGUACCGAAAAUGGAUCUCUCAAGCUUGUUAGCACCACCUGCUCCUCCCCCACCCCCACCGUCGUAA